Messenger RNA from Parnassius apollo (apollo), 468 nucleotides. Lineage: Eukaryota; Metazoa; Arthropoda; Insecta; Lepidoptera; Papilionidae. The record is from the annotation of a GenBank genome assembly.
AUGCAAAGAUUUCUAAGCAGUUUGCAAAUGGAUAACCCUACAUACUGUGAUGUAUUGAUAGAAGUUGUUAAAGAAAUUCUUAAUAGACGUUUUGAGAGUUUUUAUAAAUUAGAGGAGCCAAUAGCAAAAAAUGGCAUAAUAGCAUCUGUGUCUUAUCCCUUUUUCAAAAUGAAAUGGGUGCCAAAAGCCAACAGAGAAUACAUUAAAGAAGUGUUUGUUUCAGAAGUAAGAAAGAUAAAACAAGAACGUGAAAAGAGUUCCCAAGUCCAUCAAACUGACUUUAAUAAAAAGAAGGAGAGAGCAGAAUCGUAUUAUAUGUUUGUUGAGGACUCUGAUUCUUCAGCAGCCAGUGAUUAUGCCAAUACUACAAUAGAUUUGGAAGCACUACAAUAUUUAAAAGAUGAAGACAAUACUUUAGAAUCCUUGAACAAAUUUCCAAAUGUAAAAAAAACUCUUCCUCAAAUAUAA